AUGGCGUCUAGACAUGGUGUUGAAGUGAUCCCGUUGUCUCAACAAGACACCGUGAAGACUGAACGCACUGAGGGAGAGCUCGCUGAUGUAACACUAAGGAAAAACCAGCCCUGUUCCUGGGUAAAGGGUGCUGUGCCUGAAGAACUUCACAAACACCCAGGACAGACCCUCCUCCUGCAAUGCCAGUACUCACUCAAGAGAGGACCCUAUCAGCCCAAAUCCUGGUGUCAGCAGAUAUCUCCAAGUCGGUGUACCUUACUUGUCACCAGCUCCAAGCCCUGGACAGCAGUUCAGAAGUCUCGUUACACAAUCUGGGACGAGCCCAAUGCUGGCUUCUUCAACAUCACCAUGAUUCAGCUGACACAGAACGACUCGGGAUUCUACUGGUGUGGAAUCUACAACACUUCCGAAAACGUCAUCACUGUUCUUAGAAAUAUCAGCCUGGUGGUGUCUCCAGCCCCAACCACGUCUCCUAUGUGGACCCUCCCCUGGCUCCCAACAAGCACAGAUGGGACCGCCCAGUUGUAGGAAAUCAAGUUCAGGGCUCCCACAGAUUCUACAUUAUGGAAAUCAAGAGCCCCUGCCUGCCUUGGCUCAGGUGGCCCCAGAUUCCUGGUCUCCAUGCUGUGUGGACUCCUCCUGGCCAAGGGCCUGAUGCUGUGA
Messenger RNA from Pongo pygmaeus (Bornean orangutan), 663 nucleotides. RefSeq names its product triggering receptor expressed on myeloid cells like 4 (gene TREML4). The record is from RefSeq and is a predicted model, not a curated record. Gene Ontology annotation, cellular component: cell surface. NCBI's taxonomy places the organism in Eukaryota, Metazoa, Chordata, Mammalia, Primates, Hominidae. Gene Ontology annotation, molecular function: signaling receptor activity. Gene Ontology annotation, biological process: positive regulation of toll-like receptor 7 signaling pathway. The transcript is spliced from 6 exons.